GUUUCUAGUUUAGUCACAAGUUCGAAUCCGUAGUGUAUCAUUUCAAACUUGUAUUUUCCCAAAUUAAAUUCACCAAUUUCUCGCCCAAGUACGUCUUCGAACUCCGAUUGUUUCCCCCCAGCAGCGGUAUGGCCCACAACGCAUCAAUUUUUCGCAAACUAAAAACCCCUCGAACGGAUCUACCAUCAUUAUACCGUCUGCAGCCGCAGCCUCAGGAUGAUAUGGGACCGUCCAGGGAGAAGAUCCCAAAGCUCAACAGCAGUCGCGACGCCUAUCAACUGCGCCGGUGCAAGGCCAUCAAGAAUUUCGGAGUGGUGGAGGAUCCUGCCAAAACAUCGAAGGUGAUCGUCCACGAUCUCAAUCAGAUGGAGGUGGACCAGCACACCGAGCUCAAAAACGCCUCGAAGCACACAUUUCGCACCAUGGGAGGAGGAGGAGCUGCAACAGCCGCAGCAGUUUCCGCAACAACGGCAAGUGGAUCCCAGAAAUACCUAAGCAAGGUCAGUCUCACCAAUCAAGCGUCCAAGACCACGCGAUCGUCAAUAGUUACGUCAAAUGUCAAGAAGCAGCAGCAUUCGCCGGACAUGGAGUACAAGGACUCGAAGGUCAUAAAGGAAGUUAAAGAAAUUAAGGAAUCGAAGGAAGCCAGGGAGCCCAAGGAGACCAAGCCCCACAAGGACAAGGAAGCCAAGUCGCCAAGGGGAAACCACAGCCAUCGUUCUUCUCGUCCCUCAACCGCCAAUCGCACCAAGACCUACUUUGACAAAUACCUCAAGUUCGCCUUCGACCUGAGCACUCCGGAAGGUGUCAAGCAAUUGGAGGACCACUUUUUCCCACACCCCAUCCCGUUGACCAGAAUACUACAGCCCCCAGUCAACAAUCACGGUCGGCGGAGUCGAAUGGUAACUAAUUUGGAAAGGAUCGAAUGCUACUGAUCGCGAGAAGAAAUAUGAGGGCGGCUAAAUUAAAUCGUAUUUUGCUCAUUGAUGCUCGAAAUGCAGCAAAACCCAACAAGCUCAAUGAGACGAUGCAGAAGUUAAAUAUAAAUUGAAAUAACCCGAACUUUUAUUAUUUUUGGCUAAUAAAUUAUAACAUAAAUAGCCUGAAUACACACACAAAUCUUUAUAAA
Drosophila bipectinata is the source of this 1129-nucleotide messenger RNA. RefSeq lists its product as uncharacterized. Lineage: Eukaryota; Metazoa; Arthropoda; Insecta; Diptera; Drosophilidae. The record is from RefSeq and is a predicted model, not a curated record.